AUGAGUUCUCUUGCUCAACUAUCUUUUGAUAGAAGAAUUGAAGUAAAUCCUUAUGAUAUUGAUGCUUGGAAUUCACUUCUUAAAGAAAAUCAGACUCAUGAUAUUCGUAAUGUACGGCAAUUUUAUGAAAAAUUAAUUGCUCAAUUUCCUAAUAAUGGAAAUUUUUGGAAAAAAUAUAUUGAACAUGAAGCUAAAUAUAAUAAUGAUGAUGAAGUUCAAAAUCUUUUUUCUAGAUGUUUAUUAGAUGUAUUAGAUAUUGAAUUAUGGAAAUAUUAUAUAUCUUAUGUUAAAGAAACAAAUGUUUCUAGGACAUCUGGUUUAACAACUUAUGAAGAAGCAUUGGUAUUUGCCAUAGAGCAUGUUGGUAAUGAUAUGAAUUCAUUUGACAUUUAUAUGGAAUAUAUUGAUAAUUGUAAAGCUUUAGCUGCAACUAGUGAUGAGAAUAAUUCUGUUAAUACUUCAUCCGCAAUUCGGAAAGCUUUUAGGCAUGCGUUAAGUGUACCAAUGGAAUCAAUUGAUUUAUUAUAUAAAGAAUAUCAAGAAAUGGAAGGUGAAUGUUUUGUUGAAACACCUGAAGGAUCAGAGAAUAUUAAAAAAAUUUAUCAAUUAACUUCAACAGUAACUCAACAAAUUGAAAAUUUGACAAAUUCUAUAAAUAGAAGUACAGUUUCUGUUCCUUUGAAGGGUGGUGAAUUAGAGGAAGAACAACUAGAACUAUGGAAACAAUAUAUAAAGUUUGAAAAAAAGAAUCCUUUAGAAAUUUGUGAUAGAUCUACAUUUUUUAAAAGACUUAAUUAUGUUUAUUGUCAAGCUUUGUUGUGUUUUGGAUACUCAAUUGAAAUAUGGAUUGAUUAUUUUGAAUUUUUGACAGAAUUUUUAAAAAUUUUUGAAAAAGAAGGUGAUGAAGUUGAGGCAGGAAAUACUGAAGAUAUGAUAAUAAAGAAAUUUACAAAAGCAACACAAGGUAUGAUGCGUGAUGCUCAAGUGUUACAUUUUGCUUUUGCUACAUUUUUUGAAGAAAGAAAUAAGAUAAAAGAAGCUGAGGAAGUUUAUGAAUAUAUUAUUAGUCAACAAGAUCUUCAACCAUCAUUAGCAUACAUUCAUUAUAUGUCAUUUGCUAGAAGAAAUACCAGUAUCAGACAUCAACGUGAUAUCUUUAGAAGAGCUAGAAAUGAUGAUCGUGUUUUAUAUCAAGUUUACUUUGCAGCAGCUGAAAUAGAAUUUCAUGCUGCAAAUGAUGCUACCAUUGCAAUAAGAAUAUUAGAAUUGGGUAAGCAACGUUUUUCAAAUGAAAUUGAUUUUAUGAUUGAAUACUUGAAAUUUAUUCAAAUGAUUGGUGAUGAUAAUAAUCUUAGAGUAUUAUUUGAACAAAUUGUUAAUUGCGACGAAUUUACAAAUGUUGAAUUGGCACCUGUCUGGGAUAUGUAUAUAAGACAAGAAACAGUCACAGGUGAUCCUUACUCAUUAAGUAAAGUUGAACAUAGGAGACGAAAAGCACUAGAAAAGUUUUGUAGAGGAAAAGAAAUUCAUUUAUUUAUUGAUAGAUUAAAAGUAAAUGGUCUUGUUCCAAUGAGUGUUGAAGAUUUAGAAGACAUUGAUUAUCCUUUAUCUGUUGACUAUGAUAAAAUUGAUGCAAUGGCUGCCAAAGGUAGUCAAUUAGGAUCAAGUGUUUGUUUUGUAAAUGAAUCAUCUCCUGAUAUAGACCAAGAUCAAAUAGAAAAUAAUGAUGACGAUGAUGGUAAUGAUACUGCUUGUGUUGAAGAGGAUGUAAAAAAUGUAGAAAAGAUGCUUAAACAAUUAGGUUUAGAUAACGUUAAAAUGGAAGCAGAUUCUAAAAAUGAAGUAAAACCAGAAAUAGAUGAAAAUAGUCUUGAUGCAUUAAAUGCUUUAAAUGAUAUUAAAUCUAAAGAGGAAGUUGUUGAGGACAUAUUAUAUGAUUUAAUUACAGAAGAGUUACCAGAUUCAUCAGAUGAUGAAGGAGAUACUAAUAUUGAUAAUUUAUUUAAUCAACGUACUCGUAGGUGUUCUUAUUCUUCAACAGAAACAGAAUAUGCAGAAUCAUCUGAUGAAAAUAGUUCAGAAAAUAGUGAUAACGAAAGCGAAAGUAAUGAAAAUGAGGAAGGAAUAGCAUUGAAUGAUGCACGUAGUAUGGUUACACAUCACCCAGAUACUUCUAUGAUGGUUCCCUAUUUACCAGUAGGAGAUUCAUCUUUAUCCUUACAUCCUACUUCUGGUGGUAUAUUUCCGCCUCCAGAAUCUGUAAUGGAAGUUAUUAAAAAAUGUCCUUCUUCAACAAGCUUCAAAUCAGGACCUUUUGUAAAUAUAAAUAAACUUUUUGAGUUAUUAUGCAAAUUUGAAUAA
Molecule: messenger RNA, 2361 nt
Organism: Strongyloides ratti
Lineage: Eukaryota; Metazoa; Nematoda; Chromadorea; Rhabditida; Strongyloididae
Product: Cleavage stimulation factor subunit 3
Exons: 2
Coding region: 1-2361 (786 amino acids)
Biological process (GO): mRNA 3'-end processing
Cellular component (GO): nucleus
Molecular function (GO): protein binding; mRNA binding
Source: RefSeq, a predicted model, not a curated record